CCACAGCUGCGCCGCAGGCUUUGGCGCGCACUAAGCAUUCAGACGUACAUCACGUUGGACCAGACAACGGUGUGCAUGUUCGUAAGCACCGGUCACCGAGCAAGAGACCGAGAACCGUAUGCAUACGUAUAAAGCUGGACGUCAAGCCCUGCCCACCUUACAAGAUCUCCACACAAAUAUGACUCUCAUCGGAAAGUUGUAUGGCCAUAUCCUCCAACCUCAAACAAAAGUGAUCAUGAGUGUAGCGGCAUUGUCCAACCUCGAAAUCGAUCUCUUACCGUUUGAAUACGGCGUCACGAACCAAUCCCCCGAGUUUAUACAGAAAUUUCCACUGGGGAAGAUCCCUGCCUUCGAAAGCCUCAAUGGGUUCAAACUGACAGAGGGCGCAGUCAUCGCACGUUAUGUGAGCUCUCUCGUUCCAGACGCAGGACUGCUGGGCCGCAAUGCAGAGGAAACCGCGCUCGUAGAUCAGUGGGUCCACUUUACUGAAUUCGAGAUCCAUAUGGACGCAAGCAUGAUAUACGCCGGUGCUGGCCUGAAUAUGCUGCCUGGGUAUAAUGCAGACCGACACAAAUGGCAUGAAGAGCGUAUCGUACGUUCCAUCAGGUUCCUCGAUAACUACCUGGAGAAACGUCCUUCUGGGUUGCUUGUCAACGACAACAUAACUCUUGCGGAUAUCUUUCUGGCCGUUGCUAUUCAACGGGUUGGCCAGACAGCCUGCGGAACUGCAGAGCGCGAACAAGCCUACCCACAUGUUUUCGCCCACCACGCAAAGGUGACGUCAGACAAGAGGAUUAAGGAUGUGUUUGGAGAACCCGAAUUCAUCGAGGAACGUCUUGUUUGUAACUGAACGCUGAGCGACGCUGACAGUACCGGGAGAUGGCAGGAAGAGGGAUGUUGCUACUUACGUAAUGGAGCAGCCGACCUUUGUUGCAGUGUGCCCUCGGAAAUUUAUGUACAGAGCAGUUGGACGUCGGACACCAGCUACCGAUCUGUAUCGUCGUUGUCAAACAAGGGUAUGUUCAAAUACCCUUUGAGAACGAGUCAGACAGCGAUGUCUUACCCUUGCGCAAGUGCAUAACUGGCAAACCUGCAUUUUCUGGAUCGA
Molecule: messenger RNA, 1108 nt
Organism: Pisolithus orientalis
Lineage: Eukaryota; Fungi; Basidiomycota; Agaricomycetes; Boletales; Pisolithaceae
Product: glutathione S-transferase C-terminal-like protein
Exons: 5
Coding region: 119-850 (243 amino acids)
Biological process (GO): translational elongation
Cellular component (GO): cytoplasm; nucleus
Source: RefSeq, a predicted model, not a curated record